This is a messenger RNA of Triplophysa dalaica, 1505 nucleotides long. RefSeq names its product growth/differentiation factor 6-A-like. Gene Ontology annotation, biological process: SMAD protein signal transduction; BMP signaling pathway. The transcript is spliced from 5 exons. The coding region runs from base 155 to 712 and encodes 185 amino acids. Gene Ontology annotation, molecular function: cytokine activity; growth factor activity. NCBI's taxonomy places the organism in Eukaryota, Metazoa, Chordata, Actinopteri, Cypriniformes, Nemacheilidae. The record is from RefSeq and is a predicted model, not a curated record. Gene Ontology annotation, cellular component: extracellular region.
UUGCUCGCCGUGAAAACAGUGUGAAGUAUUUCAAGGCCGAGCCCGGCUAACGUAGAUAAAACGCAGCUUUCCCAGGCUGCAACAAACAACAUUCAUUCCUUCUGUCCAGUCAGAGCAUCUUCACGUUCACGUCAAGAGAGCCCAGUUUGCAGACAUGUGCGUGUUGCUGUGUGCCGUGGUGGUUCUUCUGGCCUUUCCUCUCGGGAACAUGUUUGUUUUGCGUCCUGCAGCCGAAGCUCACAGAUGCAGAGAGGAAGUUGAAAUCAGGAAAAUUCUUCUGGAAUCUCUGAACCUUCAGCAGGAGCCGCGUGUCUCGGUGUCUGAGAUGAAACAUCUGCGUGAGCAUUGGAAAGACGCCGUCUCAACCACAGCAGUGAACUCAACAUUCCCUGAGGAAUCUGGAAAGACCACACAGCAGAAGUGUUGCAAACAUUCCUCACAGAUUUUCAUCAAGGAUUUGGGCUGGGACGGCUGGAUUGUUUAUCCUGAGACGUUUACCUUCACUCGGUGCACAUCAUGCGGCCUUAAUCACUGUUCUGAGAACGCAAGUUCCUCGACACAGUGCUGUAAGCCCACCGCUCAUGAUAUUCUCCCCUUCGUCUACGUGGAUGACUGGAGCAGUUUGGUGGUGUCUUCUGUGAGCGUGGCCAGUGAGUGUGGCUGUGACCCCGGAGAAGGCACGAAGGAGCCUGAGGUCAUGACCCCUUCCUAAAACCCUCCUCUUCUCUCACGGGUCACGCUGACCCGUGCGAACACCAGCAUAGAGCUACUGAAACACAGUUAAAAAAAGCUUUUUAGGUUUGUGGCUUGGCUGAAAGAGGCUUUAUUCAAAUGCCUUGACAUGUUAUAUUUGCUGCUGCUGCGGUUUGGAAGUCAGACAGAAACAUUAUGAACACAAACUCUUGGCUUUUGGGGGUUUUAAGGGUGUGAUUAAAUACCAAGUGGAAAAAUACAAUUUUAGCGUUCUCAGAAGAUCUAAAUUCCUCAUCUAAGCCAGUUUUUUCUCAGAAAAGCACAAUGAACCUUCUGUCACGAAAUGAUUCGAGCCCAAAUCUCUCUGUUUUUAACUUGAGCAUUCAAUGGUUGAGCUCUGACCUGAUUUCAUUGGCCAGCAACUGUGUGUUGUGACUCUGCCAAGUUCAGUCCUCGAUACACCAAAUGAAAGAUUCUCAUGGAAAUAGAUCCUCUGACAUGGAUGAAUUUGCUUUUUACGCAUCUGUUUAUUAUGUGGACUUGUUCCUCUGUGGGACUGGGUGGGAUGGUGCGGGAAUAUUUUGGCUGUGUUUAAAUAUUUGCAACAUUUUUUGAUUUUGUCACGAUGUCUUUGUUCACAUAAACUCUUCUGUUUCAUGUUUCACAAAUCAUUUCUAACCUUAUGCACCUUAUAAAGUGGUUAUUUGAAUGGCCAGCUAACCCUUUCACAUGUUGUUUUUUGUUCCACUGUGAUUUUAUAUCAGAUGUAUCAGCAGCAUAACGUUUUAAUAAACGAAGCUUUUGUGAAGUUA